AUGGGAGAAUUGAUUGGUCGAAAUUGCCUUUUAUCAGUCCCCCAUGAGUUUUUUGGUUAUAGAUUUGAAUCAAUCAUUGGGCGAGGCUCAUUUGCCGUCGUUGUUCUUGUUACAAGGAUUGCAGACGGCGAAAAAUUUGCAUGCAAAGUUAUUUCUCAAGAAUACCUCAUUGAGAAUAAGCUUGUAGAAUCAUUCAAACGAGAAGUUGAAAAUUUCGGAAAAUUAGACCACCCAAAUAUUCUGAGAUUAAUAGAUUUCCUUUCAGACGAAAAACUGAUUUACAUGAUCAUGACUCUCUGCGAUGCAGGUGAUCUGCACGGCUAUAUCGCUGAUCAUGGACCUUUUUCCGAAUAUCAAGCAAAAGCAAUUUUCAAACAGAUUAUUUCCGCCGUUGAUUACCUUCAUUCUCUUAACAUAGCCCACAGAGAUUUGAAACCGGAAAACAUUUUGCUCGAAAAAGACAUGACAGUUAAACUUGCAGACUUUGGUUUUUCAAGGGAAACUGUUGGCAACCAACUAAUGAAAACAAAAUGCGGCUCUCCUAUAUAUACUGCACCAGAAAUUAUUACCCAACCCGAAUAUGAUGGUAAAAUGGCAGAUAUGUGGUCAGUUGGCGUAAUUUUGUUUGUUAUGCUUACAGGAAAGAUUCCUUGGGAAUCUUCUACAAAUGAGACACAGCUUUUCUUCCAGAUUCGAACUGCACGCUUUCACAUUCCAGAAAAUAUUAAUCCAAUUGCUGCAAAAUUAAUUGGAGAACUCAUGGUCCCACAACCCGAAAUGAGAUGUACCGCAAAGGAGGUCUUGACCCAUCCGUGGAUUCAAGAUCAGACGAGAAAUUUCUGCUCAACUCACGUUGUUCAGAAUCGCCGUACUCUUCUUCAGGAGUCCGGACGACAAUCGGUUCGCGUAAUCCAUAAACGAAUCGGAGCUUCAAUGAGAAUGAAAGAUCCUCCAAUGACCAGGCGUGCAAGCGUGACUGAUGAAUCUUUUAUAUAG
Molecule: messenger RNA, 996 nt
Organism: Trichomonas vaginalis G3
Lineage: Eukaryota; Parabasalia; Trichomonadida; Trichomonadidae
Product: protein serine/threonine kinase protein
Exons: 1
Coding region: 1-996 (331 amino acids)
Biological process (GO): intracellular signal transduction; protein phosphorylation
Cellular component (GO): cytoplasm
Molecular function (GO): ATP binding; protein serine/threonine kinase activity
Source: RefSeq, a predicted model, not a curated record